AUGGAUCUAACUAUUGAGGCAAAGAAUAGCGAUCUAUCUAAUAAUAUAUCAAGAACAUCAAGCUUCAAUAGAUUUAAGAUGGAAAACAAUUUAGAAUGUAGUUCCUCUAAGCACUAUAACGGAGCUAAUCAAAGAUAAAAUAUGUUUUGUUUAAAUGAAGAGUUAAGGAUGAUAAGCAAUUUAAAAGGCAAAGAUGAAAAUGAUAUUAUUUAAGACCCUUCAAUUUUAUCAAACUCAAGAAAUGUAAAUGAAAUAGAUACUUCUCAAAUGUAUGUUGAUGGUGUUAAAGAUAAAAGCUAGAUUAACGUGUUAUAUGAAUAAAAUAAAGAUUAUAGCUUCAGAAAUUAACUGUAAAACAAAUAUACUUCUUUGCAAAUACAUACAAUAAAAAAGAAUGAAUUAAUAAAACAAACUUAGACUGUAUAAGAUAUUGCAAGUUAAGAAAUUAUUGGGGAAAACAUGUAAAAUACAUAUGAUUUGCAAGAAAAGGAGUCCAGGAGACUAGAAAAUACAGAAUAAAGCCCAAUAUAAAAAUAAACCCUUAUUAAUAACUCUAAAUUUUAACAUAUAACUCUUUUUACAGAAAAAUAGAAGGCUAGAGAAUCGUUAAAAGAACUCCCUAAAAGUGUGAGGUCAUCCUCAAGGAUAACACCUCCAGGAUUAAAUUUCUUUACAAGAAUGAAGGUAUCUCAGUUUACAAGAAAAUUUAUGAACAAAAUAAAAUCUCUUUCAAGUAAAUAUAAUUUAAGACAGUUAACAAAGAAACAUUACGAUAUAAUUAAUGAUAAGUCUGCAUUUUUUGUUGAAAAGAAAGCAGAAGAGAAUAUUGGCUAAAGAUAAAAGAUAAUUUAGCUUUUUGUUGCUUUUAUGUUAAAUAUCAAAGAAAAAUUAGACUCUGUACAACCUCUGAAUCCUGAAUCUCGUUUUUGUGUUAUCUGUGAUUUAAUUUAUGGCAUUACAUUGUUGGCAUAUCUUUUUAUAGUACCUAUUCAGCUUAGCUUUAAUAUUUCUUUUGACUUAUUCGAAUUAGUAGUUUUUAUAAUUUUAGUGGUCAAUUUUUUCCUUACUCUAAAUAAAAGCUAUUAUUUUAAAGGAAGGAUGAUUACUAGUCGUAAACUAAUCUUACUUAAUUUUGUUAAAUAUUAUUUGAUUUUUGAUUUAAUUGUUUUUUUCUCAAUACGAUUACAAAUGUUUCAAUAUGUUGCUUUCUUAAAGUUUUUUGAAAUAAACAAUAUCAUUAAGAGAGCUGAUAAUCACUUUUAAAUUAUACGUAAAUUUCCUAUAACUUUUACUUUGGUAAAUUUAUUAUUCAAAAUGUGUCUGAUAGCUUAAAUUGCUGGUUGUACUUUUCAUUACGUAGCGAGACUAGAAAUAGAAGAAAACCUUACAAGUAACAGUUGGCUUUCAGCUUAGCAUAUGACAGAUGCACCAUGGGGAAGUAGAUAUAUAAUAUGUAUUUAUUUUGCUUUUAUCACUAUGAUGACAGUUGGUUAUGGAGACGUCGUUCCAGUAACUAACUAUGAAAGAAUUUAUGUUAUUUUUAUGACUUUAUUAUCUUCUGCUAUUUUUGGUUACGUAGUAAAUACUAUUGGCUAGCUUUAUAAUUAGCAAGCACAAAAAUAAGAGUAAUUUUCAAAGAGAAAACAAGAAAUUAAUUUAUUUAUGGAUGACCGCAAAAUUGACUCAAAUACCAAAAUAAAGGUCUUAAAUUAUUUGGAAUAUGCAUUUCAAUACCAGAAAAAAAAGGAUUAAAAUCCUCAAAUUUUGUUUUAAGAUUUGCCUUAAACAUUGGUUGAAGAAAUAUGUAUUAAAUACUAUGGUAGAUACCUUUUUUAAAAUAAAAUUAUGAAACUUAACUUUAGCGAGAAUGUGCUUAAAGCUUUAUCAAAUUGUAUGAAAGAAAAGAACCUUGCUCCUAAUGAAUAUCUCUUCCAUAAAGGAAAUAGCGAAUAAUUAGUUUAUUUUUUAGUGAGUGGAAAGAUUGAUAUUGUGUUUGAAGGAAAAGAAGCUUAAAUUGCUGCUUGUAUCGAUUAGAUUUCAAAAGAAGGCGAUGAAAUAGGUCUUAGGAGUGCUUUUAUUGGUUCUGAGAGAUCAAACAGUGCAAAGUGCUAGAAAAACUAAAAUUGCACUGUGGUCUUCUUUGAAAUGGAUGAUUUUAAAAAAAUACUGUAAAAUUACCCUAAAGAUUAUGAACGAUAUUGCGAGAUUAAAGAUGAUAUUAUUUUUAACAGUAACACGUUAGAUACAAAGUGUGCUUCGUGCUAAAAAUACGAUCACAUUACAUACAGUUGUCCUCUUAUUUCGCUUAACAUAUAAAAAGGUAUCUUUUUACAUAAAUAUAAUAGUGGAGGAGAGCCUUAAAUAAGAAAGCAACAUUCAACGCAAAGAAGAGGAAAAUAAAUUAACUGUCUAAUUUAAAAUGAGCUGAUAAGAUAAAAAUUGAAAUAGUACAGAAUGUCAUUAGUUUUUAUGAUCAUUCCAGAAUUGAGAGAAAAUGAAUAAAAUUUUUAAGAUCGAUCUGAUAAAUUUUUUUUCAACAAAAUGCCCACAGUCAAAAUAAUGGAUGGAGGUGAUAUGGAAGCUGAAAUUGAAGAAUAUAAUAUUUAUGAUGGAUAUGAAACUAUGGUGCACGAUGAUCAAUGUGUUGAAGAUGAAGAAGAAAGUGAUAACAUUUAAAAUAAAAAGUAAGAGGAAGAUCAUUACUUAGCUAUUUAAAAUGAAUCUGGAGAUAAUAUGAUAGGUUCAUCUUCUUACUCAUCUUCAUUAUAGCAACUGUAACCACAGUAAUUGCAAUAAGUUUAAAUUUAGAUUACAGCAUCUUCUAGCAAAGAAAAUAUAAUGAAUAUCAAUUAAGGUUAGCAAUAAGUGUAAUUUUAAUCUUAACCAAUUACUUCAUAGCAAAAAGUAAGCUUAUUUGCCAAAAAAACUUCGCAAAAUAUUGAAGUUCCUUUAAAUGAUGCAUCCCCUUAAGUCAAUUUAAGCCAAAUAAAUUAAGCAUCUUCAAGAAACCUUAGCUUUAGAAGAGAAAGAGGUGACUCUUUUUAUCCUCCAACUAAAAGAAAUUCUAAAUAGUUAAGCUAAUAGAGAUCUCUUUAAAGCAGAGUCAAAAGCUCUAGAAAAAAUUCAGAAAUAAUUUAAAAUUCAAGCAAGCCAAGCAAUUAAUAAGUAGGUUUCUACCAUGAAACUUAUCAGGAUAUUGUUGAGAGUAACUAAGCACAAACUGAACUAUUUAUUUAUGAUUUUGAUAGACUUAAACUAUUUGAAAAAUAUUUCCCUUAUUACAAUUACAACAAUGUCUUAUUAAGACUAAAUAAAAAGAAACCAGUUUUCAAGCCAAAAAAGAAAAUACAUAAAACAAUUGUAUUAACUUCUCCAAAAAAAAGGCAAUCAAAAAAAAUAUAAGAUAUGGAAAGGUUAGCUUAAUUUAAAAUUUGA
Molecule: messenger RNA, 3435 nt
Organism: Tetrahymena thermophila SB210
Lineage: Eukaryota; Ciliophora; Oligohymenophorea; Hymenostomatida; Tetrahymenidae
Product: cyclic nucleotide-binding domain protein
Exons: 3
Biological process (GO): potassium ion transmembrane transport; regulation of membrane potential
Molecular function (GO): voltage-gated potassium channel activity
Source: RefSeq, a predicted model, not a curated record